This is a messenger RNA of Megalobrama amblycephala (Wuchang bream), 2241 nucleotides long. Its product is annotated as C3a anaphylatoxin chemotactic receptor-like. The coding region runs from base 646 to 1596 and encodes 316 amino acids. The transcript is spliced from 3 exons. The record is from RefSeq and is a predicted model, not a curated record. Gene Ontology annotation, biological process: complement receptor mediated signaling pathway; positive regulation of cytosolic calcium ion concentration; phospholipase C-activating G protein-coupled receptor signaling pathway. Gene Ontology annotation, cellular component: plasma membrane. Lineage: Eukaryota; Metazoa; Chordata; Actinopteri; Cypriniformes; Xenocyprididae. Gene Ontology annotation, molecular function: G protein-coupled receptor activity; complement receptor activity.
GAUGGAUGCCCACAUCUCGCAGCUUUUGCAGCAUCUCGUGAAUAUCAGAUAAAAAUAUGUUCUAAAAACAUUUUGCCAAUGUUAGCAUUAAGUUAUGAAAACAUUAUUUCUGAAUGUCGUGUUCAAAACAUCCAGUUUUUUCUUGGUUCACGAGUUCACACUUACCAAUAAUCAUUUUGGACCGAUCCAAGAGUACUGCCCCUGUAUUCCUGCUGUGAUAGGAACCAGCCAAGAGUGAGGUGGAGGGAUGCCAAAAACCAUCGAGGAACAUACAGUUCAAGAAGAAGCUUAAACAGUCUCUGCUGCUGGUGCUGGAGACAGCGUUUGCUGAAGAUCAUCUGGACUUUUUUAAUCACAAAGUAAACAAGAAGAAGCGAACUCUUCCUUGACCAGCUGCUGAGAAAUAAAAAACUUGCUGUUAUUCCUCUGCAUUCAAUUAAUAUUUCAGACCGCAGAAAUAUAACUUUUCUUAGAAUAUUGCAUGGUCGAUGAUUUCUGAAAAUUGAUUUCUGUAGAAGAAUUUCUCUUCCUACACCAUCCCACCAUCACGUUUUAAGAGAAGGGGGACGUAUCAUCAGUUGUUGAUUUUCAACUGUAGACAGAACUUGCAAAGAGGUUUUUAAUGGGACUGAAGCCAUACAGAAAAUGGCAAGCACUACUAUUGGAUUUCAAAAUCUGACCAGAUUCACUACGAACAAUACUACAGUGCAGAAACAGAUUAUCUCAGGCUUUAAUAUCUUCAUUGUGUGCAUGUUCUUUGCCAUCCCUGCUGUAAGUCUCAUUGGAAAUGGGCUUGUCAUAUUUGUGACUGGUUACAAAAUGAAGACGACAGUCAACUCCAUUUGGUUCCUCAACUUGGCGAUUGCAGACUUCACCUCCUCCUUAGCUGUACUCAUGAACACCGUUUUAGUCAAAGGCAGUAUUUGGGACUUUGACAAACUACAAUGCACAUUUCUUUGUUUCGUAAUUUACAUAAACUCAUUUACUAGCAUUUUGCUGCUGAUGACUAUUAGUCUGGACCGAUGUCUGUGCACAUGGAUGGUUGUGUGGUCUCGUAAUAAUCGAACCGUAUUCAAAGCCAGAAUCAUCUGCAUGAUUGUGUGGGUUUUAUCCAUCAGCGGCUGCAUCCCAGUAUUCAUCAAUUACUCAACAGCGAAGAGUGAAGGAAUCUAUGGCUAUCCUAUUCAAUACUACAAGUUUCUGGUCACAUACAGGUUUAUAGUGAGCUUUGUCAUUCCCUUCCUGAUCAUUGCAUCUUCAUAUAUAGCUAUCAGUGUGCGAGUCAAACGUCUCAAAAUGGAGAAUCAGCUCAGGUCUUACCGGGUCAUUAUAGCUGUGGUCCUGGCCUUUUUCAUAUGCUGGCUUCCUUUUCAUGUCAACAAAUUGUAUUACUUAAGUGCAAAAGAGAAUCAGUUGAGUGGGUCUGCUAAAAAGAUUUUUUAUAAAACAGAAGUUGUAGUUACCUGCCUGCCUUUUCUAAACAGCUGUCUGAACCCCAUUCUCUAUGUGUUCAUGUGUGAGGAGUUUAAGAAGAAGCUUAAACAGUCUCUGCUGCUGGUGCUGGAGACGGUGUUUGCUGAGGAUCAUUUGGAUUAGGGCUGUAGCUAACAAUUAUUUUGGUAAUUGAGAAAUCGUUCGAUUAUUCUAACGAUUCCUCAAGUAAUCGCGCCAGAUCUAUACGAUCUAUUCUCCUGACCGCAGCAUAAACAAACAUGGCGCAUGCAUAGCUCAACCACUAAUGCGAUCAUUAUAAAGGUGCUUGCACAACAAAGCACAUUCACUUACACAUUUGGCUUAAAAAAAAAAAAAAAAAAAAAAUAUAUAUAUAUAUAUAUAUAUAUAUAUAUAUAAAACCUACACGUAUGUAAAUAAUUACAGCACAUAUUAAACCUGCAGGCUGCAGCACAUAUCAUGCAGCCUUAGAAAAUGGUCGCCACUUCUGGUAUUUUACCAGUUACUCGACACUGGCAAAUUGAAAUCGAGGAUUUUUUUAAAAUCAAGUAGUCAAAUUUAAUCAAAGAAUCGUUACAGCCCUAAUUUGGAUUACCGAGUUUAAAAGCAAACAAAAUAUACCACCAUCUCUAUGCCUGCCAACUGCCAGCCAUAAAGACAAACAAAGCACUCAUAAUUUAUGGUCAUACAGAUUAAGACGUCAUUCGAAACUGUAAAGGGUGUGUUUUAAUUUGCAUACACUCACAAUAAAAGCAAAACAUUGUGAUUUUGUAAAAAAAAAAAAAAAAA